AUGCCCAGGCUCCCCAGCGACCUCGUCUCGACCAGCGACGUCAAACCUCGCGCACCGGUGCGUUCCAGCGCCAAGCACGGCACCGACACGCUGAAGGCGGAGGUCAGCACCACCAAGCCGGGCGACUCAGGCGACGGGGUCCUCCAUCUCAUGGGACUCGACGACGUGACGGUCGUCCUGAGCCACCACCUCGCCCUCGCCACCGUCGGCACCGAACACGACGUCGCCAACCUGUGCGGACUGUGCGUCAGCCUUGGACCGAACGGCCUACGCGAGGCUGUCACUGCGCUUGCUGCGACCGAGCUCGUCCAGCCGACGCCCGCGCAGAUGACCGCCCUCGAGGUGUUCAUGUAG
Vanrija pseudolonga is the source of this 354-nucleotide messenger RNA. RefSeq lists its product as uncharacterized. The transcript is spliced from 2 exons. The coding region runs from base 1 to 354 and encodes 117 amino acids. The record is from RefSeq and is a predicted model, not a curated record. NCBI's taxonomy places the organism in Eukaryota, Fungi, Basidiomycota, Tremellomycetes, Trichosporonales, Trichosporonaceae.